AUGAUAAGUAACGAACUACGAUUGGAGCACUUUGACCACGCCCACAAGACACGCCACGUCAAAAUUAGCCCCAUGAUGCGGGCAUUCAACCCCCACAAUGCAGGCGGGGUCGACGGCAAGCCGUCCAAGCUGGAGCUGAUGCGAGCUGACUACCAGCGGAAGCUGAUGAAGGAGAAAGAAGAGAAGAUGAUUCAGAUGUAUGAGGACAACCAGAGAAAAGUCAUGAGCAGAAUGGGUCGUGGAGGCGGGGCUGGGGAAGGCAGAAUUACUCAAAAUGGCGCUCAAAAUGGCGCUAAUGGAACUGGUAGCGGAAAAUCUGUUCGGGACUUUUUCAACGAAAGACGUCGAAUGGAGGCCAAGGAGAUCUCUUCUACUGCCCACUCUUACAGACAAACUAAAGAGCUGCCUUCUCCUACAGAGUGGCCUAGCAGGGUAGACAGCAGCAACACCCCGAAGAAGUCAAAAGCCAGCGCAGGGAGAGACAGAUCGCAGCCUUUAGCACCGAUUCGCCGACCUCACGUAGAACCUCAAGAAACCGGAAAUCCCGUCAAAUCGGGAAUUCCGCAGAAAUUUCCUGUCCCGCCUACAGAAAAUAGAGAGGGAAAUCCUUUCCCGGUUCGAGCACGUUUGGUUAAACAUAAGCCUCUACCCCCUGCGGGAAAUCACCACUUUGAUAAUAAAUACAACGGCGGUGCUGGGGAUUUCAACAGUACACAGCCGGCAUCGACUGGACACAAACCCUUGACCCGAAAGCCUCCUCAAGUCACACAGAAUAAGCUAGAGAAGCUUCAAAAGGACAACUCGUUACUUUCUCGAGCUCCAGAAAAAUUAACGGACUUUCAGAAGUGGCAGGCGGAGCAGAGCCAGGCAAGGGAGGAGCGGUUAAAGAAGGUUAACAGUCUAAGACAUGCGAACAACGGCAACGGUGGAGUAUGGAAGAACUCUGACGAUGAGUCUCUAGAUGACAAUGAGGAUGUCAAAGGUGAAGGCCUUGACAGCGGAAGGGGAAACAACUUAGACGAGAAGAUGAAAGCCAAGGAGAAGGAACUCUUGGAGAAGAUCGCCAAACGACAGAGAGAGUUGGAAGAGAUCAAGAAUGAGAGGGAGGUACAAGACGAAGAGGAACAAGAAAACAUAGAAAGGAAGAAGACGAAAAAAGUUACAGAAAGAUCUAAACAGCGGAAGGUUUAUGAUGAACGACACAAAGAAGAACAGAAACGAUUUAAGCAAGAAGAGAAUGAGACCCGUUUGGAAAUCCAACAAGCAGAACAGCAUAGAUUAGAGGAGGAGAAAGAGUGGAAGGAAAAUGAGAAACGAAUCAAAGAGGAAGACAAAAGAAAGUUACAGCCAGAUAAUUCAAAGUCGAGACGUCAAAACGAGGUCGCAGCACAGCAAAGAGAGAAGUUGUCGUCCAAGAGUGGAAACAGAAGUAACAGUCGUUCCCUCCUUGAAGAAGAUUCGCCUCAGCCAACGGCAAAACCCUCCAGGAGCACGCCCAAGGUCUCUAAGAACCCACAGCCUUCUAGAUCAAAGACGGAGUCCAACGACCUGGAUGAGCGCCGACUGUCACUGUCCGAUGCCCACGUCUACGAGCAGGCAGCAGCCUCGGCAGACGCUCAAGGUUUUGUUGCAGAUCUCGCCAUGUGUACGAUUUGUGGUCGGUCGUUUGUCCAGGAGAGACUCAAGAAGCAUCAAGAGGCGUGUGCCAAAGCUCAUAAACCCAGGAAGGAGUUUGAUUCCGCUAAGAAGAGGGUAGAAGGAACUGACUUGGCCAAGUAUGCGGGGAAAGCCAAACGGCGGGAACCACCCAAGAAAAAGUCUAACUGGAGAGCCAAGCACGAAGAGUUUAUCCAAACACUUCGCCACGCCAAGAAAGUCACUCUGUGUGAAAAGGAGGGCGGAGACUUGCGAAACUUAACUCCGCCUCCAGCAUCUGUAAACCCAGAUUAUGUACAGUGUCCACACUGUGGGCGGAGCUUCAACGAAACGGCGGCAGAGAGACACAUCCCUCGCUGUCAGACACUUAAGACACGCCCACCACCAGUGAAAGGGAAACGCAGAUAG
Candidula unifasciata is the source of this 2064-nucleotide messenger RNA. The record is from the annotation of a GenBank genome assembly. NCBI's taxonomy places the organism in Eukaryota, Metazoa, Mollusca, Gastropoda, Stylommatophora, Geomitridae.